This is a messenger RNA of Colletotrichum orchidophilum, 1392 nucleotides long. RefSeq lists its product as uncharacterized. The record is from RefSeq and is a predicted model, not a curated record. The transcript has 2 exons. NCBI's taxonomy places the organism in Eukaryota, Fungi, Ascomycota, Sordariomycetes, Glomerellales, Glomerellaceae. Bases 1 to 1392 code for a protein of 463 amino acids.
AUGGCGCCCCUUAUCCUUCACAAUGUUCCCGACGAGGAGCUUUACAUCGGCGACGACGGUAUCAAACGACCCUACGCCAUGGUUUUCCCACAACAAGAAGGCCUUCCCGGCGCCCGUAACCGCCGCGGUGUCGCAGAGACAGGCUCUUUUGGCAAAUCGACACGACGCUCCCGUUCGCGGACGGGAACCCCCGCCGGCCGCCGCGAAAACCCGACAGUAGCAGCCGCCGACAAGAUCUUUGGCGACUGGAUCUCGUCCCAAGCCACAAACUCCAACUCCAACCUCGCUGCCUCGUCAACACCGGGAGGCGGCGCAACGAAUCCUUCUUCGGCCGCGGGCGCGGGCGCCGCACCCCAGCGCAAGACCUCGGGCCUCUCACAGCCACCUCUCCUCGCAUCCGCAGCCGACGACACACCCGCCGCCGCCGCCGAACCCCGCGUCACCCGCCAUGUCCCUACCGAAAUCGUCCUGCGCGGCUACCGCUCCCCAUCGCAACAGUACGCCGCAAUCUCCCAUUAUGAACAGCUCGCCGGCCUCAUCUGCGAGGACUACCCCCGCGAACCACCCCUCGAGCAGCGCCGCUACAAGUCGGAGCUCCGUGAUCCGGCCUUCACCCGCCGCAGGGGUCUUACUGUUGAGGAGCGCGCAAAAGUCAACCGCGCCGACGGCGGCGAGCACUGGAUCAAGGUCACCUUCGAGUCCGCCGACGCUGCCGACGCCGCCGUCUACGCCAGCCCCCAGCGCGUGCUGGGCUACCUCGUCUACGCAGAGCCCUACCACGGCCUUCCACCCGCCCGCGACGAGCCCAUCCCGGAUGUCGACUCCCUCGUGCCCAGCCAUGACGAUCUCGGCCGGUCGCAGUCCGUUCCCGCCGGCAGCUUCGGUACUCACAGGACGCCGCGCAGCAAACACCGCACUGCGGCAUCGAGCAAGCCCAGCGGCAACCCCUUCGCCCUCCCCAAUACCCGCUCCAUGAGCGACCUCUCCCCGCCCACGUCCCUCACGUCCUCCAACACCAUCGAGACAGCCACAUUCUCCAACGCGACAAACUCGUCCGCGACGGUCACAGCCGAUCAGCAACCGACAUUGCUGACCACCGCUACCGCCGAAGACAGCCUCUUCUGCCGGCGCAUCCCCACCGCGCGCAAGGCUAGACUCCUCCCUGCCGAGCAGGCGUUGCUGCCGCAGCAAAGCUACACGCAGAGGCUCGUCAACAUGGUGCCCUUUCUAAAGUGGUUCAGCGGCUCCAUGAUUGGCAACGAGGUGCCGCGCACCGACACCGGCGACUUUGACUGGAACCGCGCCAGCUUAUACUGGAAGGUCAUUUGCUGGCUGGACGCAACCUUUGGGCUCUUUGGUGGCGAGAUUAUGAGUGCCGACAAGGACGACUAA